GCGCAAUACGUGAUGGCCCAGCCGGUGCCGCUCUCCGAUGGGGACCUGGUCGCCGUGCUGGAGCUCUACCGUAACGCCUCCAACCCGUUCUACGAGGAAGACGAGGAGAUCGUCAACAGCUACAUCGUCUGGGGCGGCAUCGCCCUCCACUACGCCGACCUCUACCACACGCUCAGCGACCAGCGCAAGGUCCACGACUUCAUACUGGAUGUCACAAAGUCGAUAUUCCAGGACAUGGUGUCGAUGGACACGCUCAUCACGAAGAUAAUGAAUUUCGCUCAGCGGCUGGUGACAGCCGACAGGGCAUCCCUGUUCCUCAUGGACGGUCGGACAAAGGAGCUGUACGCGCGGAUAUUCGAUAUGGGAAACGCGAACGGCGACUCCAGUCCGCAGGCUCAGGAGAUCAGGUUCGCCGUCGGCACGGGCAUCGCCGGCCAGGUGGCACUGAACGCGCAGGGCCUCAACAUCAUCGACGCCUACGCCGACGACAGGUUCAACAGGUCCAUCGACCAGCAGACGGGCUACGUGACCCGCUCGCUGCUCUGCAUGCCCAUCUUCAGCAGGGGCGUCGUCAUUGGCGUCGUCCAGAUGGUCAACAAGACCACGGGAGCCUACUUCACCAAGGCGGACGAAGAGAAUUUCGAGUUUUUCGCGGUGUAUUGCGGCUUAGCGCUCCACCAUGCCAAGCUAUAUGACAAGAUUCGUCGCAGCGAGCAGAAAUACAAGGUGGCGUUAGAGGUUCUCAGCUACCACAACAGCUGCACGGACCAGGAGGUAGCCGACUACAAGUCCACCUACAACAUGUACCCGUCGCCGGGCCUGAACGACUACAACUACAACGUGUUCGAGACGUCAGAAAAGGACAAGAUCAGGGAUGCGGUGUUCAUGUUCACUGAUCUGUUCGGCACCAGUCGUUUCGACAUCGACUGCCUGAUCCGGUUUACCAUCACAGUGAUGAAAAACUACCGGAGAGUGCCGUACCACAAUUGGACGCACGGCUUCGCGGUGGCAAACAUGAUGUACUGCAUCAUCAAACACAAUCCGAACGUCUUCAAGACUAUUGAGAGCCUAGCUCUGUUCGUGGGGUCGCUGUGCCACGAUCUGGAUCAUCGGGGACGCAACAACAAGUUCAUGCUGGAGACGGACUCUGCCAUCGCGGCAAUAUACAGCACGUCCACCAUGGAGCACCACCACUUCAAUCAGACCGUCACUAUCCUGCAGCAGGAUGGCCACAACAUCCUGGGCAAGCUGUCCAGCUCCGAGUACAAGCAGGCUCUCAGCAACAUCAAGCACUGCAUUCUGGCCACCGACCUGGCGCUGUUCUUCCCCAACAAGGCAAAGCUGGCCAGCAUUCUCAAGGAGGGUCUGUUCGACUGGGGCAACUCCGAGCACAGGCUGCUGCUGCAGGCGAUCUCCAUGACGGCCUGUGACCUGUGCGCCAGCUCAAAGCCGUGGAAAAUCCAAAUACAGACGGUGGCCGACAUAUUCGAGGAGUUCUACGAACAGGGUGACGCCGAAAAGCAGGCGGGCCGCAUCCCGCUGCAGCUGAUGGACCGCUCCCAGCAUGACCAGCAGGCGCACUCGCAGGUCGGCUUCCUGACGGGCAUCUGCAUCCCGUGCUACGACCUGCUCUACCAGCUGAUCCCCGAGACACAGCUGCUGGUGGCCGGCUGCCGCAACAACCUGGCGCGCUGGAUGGACAUGGCCGAGGCCGGCGGCUGGCAGGAGGAGCUCAGCGCCGUCAACGCGCACGGCCGGUCUCGGCAGCCGGCGCUGACCUCGCCCGACCGGCCGGCCACCGGCCAGCCGCCGUCCGAGGAACAGGAGGGAGGACAGGAGGAGGAACGGGAGGACGGAGGACAGACGGAGGAGCAGCCGCCAGAGGAGCAGACACCGGAGGAGCAGUCGCCGGAGGAGCAGCCGCCCGACGACGCCAGCUAGAAGGCCGAGUUGGCCGGCUCUGGCGGAGCAGAGGACCGGCAACGCGCGUCUAUCCCCCUCCAGAGGCGGGCGGGGCCCUCAGCCCACACUCAGACCCCUCUCCAGGGGCGGGCGGAACCCUUAGUCCACACUCAGGCACUCGACUGUGCCGCAGUGCCCGAUCGGUGUGGUCAGUCUCACACAGAGACGAAAAACAUUCGCGAUGGUGUUGCAAGUAUGUAGAUAGUGACGUCUGGUCUGUCCUUGCGCCGCCGUACCUCUGUCGGAUCGAUCCUAACGCGAGCUACCACGGCCCCAUGUUCCUGUACCCGUCCCAGGAGCGGCAGCCCAUUGACAAGGCUGAACGGAUCAGCUACCGAGCAGGCCGCUGCGCUCGACUCGGCCCGAGCUCGGACUCGAAGUAAGUCACUCGCACACCACUGUACCCGCACCGGCGUGUCCCUCACGCGCACGGGUGUCCGCUCUGUUUUCGCGCACGGACGACUGUUGUACAUUUAGACGGAGAGCCCGGCCGUGCUGGUCGCUCCACGCCUCCCUGCGGCCCGGUCCCAUUGGCACGGCACGGAUAGCGACUCGGCUCACUGGGAAUGAUGGCAGACGGAGCCCGAUGGGUCCAGUCUGCCCCCAGUUCAGAGAGUUGACCGACCGUGCCGUGCCGCGCUGGACCGGGCCGCCAUGGUAGCGUAGAGCUCUGGCCGACACCGGGUGCCGUCCUCCCACGGCUCGACAAGGCCGCUCCCGCCCGGUGGCCGGUGUCAGAGCGCAAAUACGCCCGUGGAGAAUGUGCGUGGGAGCGGCCGUGUAUGUCUGUACAGAUGCCAACCUGCCACACCGCGAUGUCCCAGCCGCCCGUUGUCAUGGCAACAGGGGAAACAAAGCGAACCGCUGGGGCGUGGCACCACCCUGAGAGAAAGGUCAGCACGGAUAUAUAGCUAUUCAUAUGUAUGUGUGCGAGAGGAUAAUACAAUAAAUAAGUGGAAGGCUCGUC
Molecule: messenger RNA, 2929 nt
Organism: Amphibalanus amphitrite
Lineage: Eukaryota; Metazoa; Arthropoda; Thecostraca; Balanomorpha; Balanidae
Product: probable 3',5'-cyclic phosphodiesterase pde-5
Exons: 12
Coding region: 13-1941 (642 amino acids)
Biological process (GO): negative regulation of receptor guanylyl cyclase signaling pathway; signal transduction
Molecular function (GO): protein binding; 3',5'-cGMP-stimulated cyclic-nucleotide phosphodiesterase activity
Source: RefSeq, a predicted model, not a curated record